GGGAGGACUGGUGGUGUACCUGCGGGGCUAGCUAACAUAUUCCUACGGAGGUGGAAUCAUUUUGCUGCACAGAAUGGGAUUCAGUGCUACCAUCGUUGGGGAGAUAUAUCAUCAGGAGGAAAACCGCCGCAGAGAGUGCAUCACAAGGAGUGAAAACUUUGCAGCAAUCACUAAGUUAAACUGGAAAAAACGCCCAGGCCUGCAGGAGCUGAUGGACAGCUUUCAGUCAAGUGGACCCUCACCAACUGUUACCUGGUGUGGAGCUUGCACUCCUGCAGCAGGGGUCUCAUGAUAAACACAGAGAGAGCAACAGCAGGACAAGAAGGUGGACUCUCACCAGCUGUUACCCAGUGCAAGGCUCAUACUCCUGCAGGAGGGGUCUCAUGAUAAACACAGAAAGCGACAGCAGGGCAAGGAGGAAUGAAUCAGUCGGUCAAGUUGAGUGUUCAGGACAAUCCAUUGGUUCCAGUUGAUGCUGAAGACCAUGAGGGAUCAUCAAGACCUGAGAACCUACAGCACCGUCAUGCUUCACUCUGUGUCAGCUGGAGGUGUGUAUUGUGCUAAAACAGCCAGAGCCCGUGCAGCUGCCCUGGGUUUGGAUUUUCCUGGAGUCCAUGGAGCCCCUGAUCUCCAUGGACCAGCCCCCCACAGGAUGCCGUUUGGUCCUCAGCCUUACGAUGACAGUGAUCCUGAAUUGGAUGAGACUGGACCUAACGUGGCCUCCUACAGUCAAAGUCAACCAGAAGUGCGAUCCCUACAUGACAGGAUACAGAAACAGGCUCACCCCAGGAGUUGGCAUGGCACUUACAGUCCAGUUCAAAGUGACUACACCACCGACCAAGUGCUUAGCCCUCCCAGAGGACGCUCAGUUAUUAACCGCAAGUCCAAUUUUGAGGAGGUCAAGCAUGUUGCCCCCCCAACUCUGACUGCAGCCCGGGGCCAGCCUGACCUUGUGAAUUGGGAUCCUCAAGGUCGCAACAAGCCGCUCUCAUUUGUCUACAAUGAGCACGACCUUGCUGUUGACGAGUCUGUCCCAAAUAGACGUGGCAUGUCUCUGAGUGGGCUCUCCCUGCCCAGAAGCAGGGGUCACGGCGCUCACCAGAGGGGUCUAACUGGAAACGGCCCGGGAAGAGGAGUCCCUGUCCUCGGUUCAUCCGGCAUCACUGACAAAGACCGCGUCAGAGCGAUGACUAGAAGUGCUGCUGUCGGUAGACUGAACAGGAUUAGGUUCUCUGGCCAUCUUGCUCAGCCGCUGCGCAGACGCCUCAAUGUCAAACAGUUUUUUCAAGGUAACCCCGCCCUGAGACAUCUGACGAGAAGCGAAAUCAGGUCCAGUUAGAAUAAGUCACUGAGCUAAAGGGUCUGACACAUAACCUGGCUGUCUUGUCAAAUCCUGUGAGGAGUUCUUAAAGUUAACAGGCGAGCAUUUUGUGAA
Epinephelus moara (kelp grouper) is the source of this 1435-nucleotide messenger RNA. RefSeq lists its product as uncharacterized. Lineage: Eukaryota; Metazoa; Chordata; Actinopteri; Perciformes; Serranidae. The transcript is spliced from 6 exons. The record is from RefSeq and is a predicted model, not a curated record. Bases 473 to 1339 code for a protein of 288 amino acids.